Molecule: messenger RNA, 1914 nt
Organism: Ogataea haglerorum
Lineage: Eukaryota; Fungi; Ascomycota; Pichiomycetes; Pichiales; Pichiaceae
Exons: 1
Coding region: 1-1914 (637 amino acids)
Biological process (GO): DNA-templated transcription
Cellular component (GO): nucleus
Molecular function (GO): DNA-binding transcription factor activity, RNA polymerase II-specific; zinc ion binding; DNA binding
Source: RefSeq, a predicted model, not a curated record
AUGGGAUCAGAUCUGAGACCGUACAAAUCGAGAAAAAUUAGGCCUUGUGACAGAUGUCGUAAACGCAGGUCAAGAUGUAUUAUUGAACAGCAUGGACCCUGUCAGCUGUGUGCACGGAAGAACGUGAGCUGUGAGUUCACGGACAAGGUGCCCCCAAUCAAUAGACAUAAGGCGAAACAAACACCAGCGGUUACAGAGAGAGUCUAUUUGUUGGACUCUGAAGGCCUAGGAGUAGGCAAUCAAACAGAAGACCAAAUUGCUGAUUUGAGUUCCUCAAGAGAAUUCUCUUCCAACGCUCCCGAACUGUCAAGCUACACUUAUUUUUCCACUUCCUUAUCCGGAAUUUCCCCAACUCAAAGUCUAGAUAAAGAUGCACCCGAUAUUUCAGUUGAGAGUGCGGAAAGGAACGACGAUCUCACGACCAUCGGCAAGAACUCUAGUGCCGUGCUUAUACAAACGCCAAACACCGCAAUGAGGGCUCAAAAUGAGGAUGAAGUUGAAAGCGAUGAAUGUAAAAUUGAAUUCGCGUAUCUAUAUGGUGAUGGCUACAUGGAUCCAUUUUUGCUUUAUAGAAAUGCAACCCUGCCUGGUUCACAUUCUGAACAGCUGCAUCUUAAGAUGCUUGAGACUUCUUGCCAACCGAAGAUGCAGAUAAUCAUAGAAGAAGGAACAAGAAGUGAAUCAAACAAUACUGAACUAGAAAUAAAGAGGAUUCAUUAUCACAGAUCCACUCUAUUUGAGCUGUUUUUGAAACACGUGAAUACACAUUUUCCUGUGGUAUCUCCAACAAUUCUUCAGAGGCUUAUCAACCAGAACUCAUCCUGCUUUCUGCUUUUGACAGCUCUAGUUCUGGCAACUGAUAUCUGGCAAAAAGAUCCAAAACUGACUCUUAUGGAGCGUCCUAACGUGGAUUUGGUCGUUAGUCAAGUCACACAGUCAAUACUAUCCAAAGUCUCUCACCCAUCUCUCGCAGCUCUGCAAUCCAGCCUGCUCUUGUCGCAAAAAUUAUAUCAGAAGGGGCCUGGCAUUGAUGGGACAUUUGAGCUGGCAAUCCUGAGUGUAGCGUACACUUUUGCACAGUCCAUGGGGAUUAACCUUGACUGCUCACAGUGGAACAUUUCCCUCCGGGAAAAGGGAAUCCGAAGGCGUCUCUGGUGGACACUGUAUAUUCAGGAAAAGUGGUUUUCGUUUUCUCUUGGGCGCAGAAGUCAUAUCUCCAAAGCCGACUGGGAUGUUUGCCUGCUCACUGAAUCCGACUUUGAAAAUGAACCUCUAUCCGAGAACAACGAAGAAGCACGCCACAGGAACAAAUGCUUCUGUCUGAUGGCAGAAUUGACACAGCACAUAGACGAUAUUGCUUGCGAAUCUGAUGAGCACACUUCUCUGGAAGCAGCGUACAAAAAAGCAGGUCUUCAAUUGGAAACAAUUUCAAAUUUUGAAUCCGAACAUUCUAACUAUCUAGAAUUGGAGAACAGUAGGUACCCUGAAUCCCCUACUGCUGCAGUAGUGAUAGCCAGUGUGACUGCCAAGGCGACAAUAUAUAAAUCAGUGCUCCAUCGAAUAUUGUUAUGUGAGCAGCAAGGAUCGAGUACUAAGAAUGACGACCGCGAAUAUCAAUCGAUAUCAAAAGAGGCUAAACGACGAAGCAUUUUGCUGUGUGCAGAAAUUUUGGAUAUACUGGGGCGGCUCCGGCCAUAUCAUUUUGAUUCUUUCUGGUAUUCCUGGGCCAGACUUAACUUUGCUACUAUUUCGAGCUUUUUCUUACUCUUGGAGUUGAUGGCCUCCCAACAACAGCAGGAGGAGGAAGCAAUGAAAUUGCAUAUGAAGAAACUUCAGUUUUUCAUUCAAUCGAGGCUGCCGAUGUUCAAUUACCUAGAGUUAGCAUCCCGGGUCCUCGACCUAAAUAAAAGCUAA